Molecule: messenger RNA, 2766 nt
Organism: Trichoderma harzianum CBS 226.95
Lineage: Eukaryota; Fungi; Ascomycota; Sordariomycetes; Hypocreales; Hypocreaceae
Exons: 3
Coding region: 1-2766 (921 amino acids)
Source: RefSeq, a predicted model, not a curated record
AUGCCUAGAUUCUCAGUUGCCUUUGCCAGGCGGAAGAGCACCGCAGACGACAUCGAAAAUGCCGAGGUAACACCACCUGGACAGUCUUCGUUUAGAGUCUUGGAACGACACGAUUAUUCGGGCGUUAAAUCGUUUGACGGAGGGGCGAAGAUGGCCAGAUCCACUGGAUCUCUACUUCCCAAGCCUGACUAUCAAGCAGAUGAUAACAUGUUUUCUGAUAUGAAGGCUAACCGUGGAAGUGGCUUGUCCAACAACACCACGAACACCACGUCUACCGAUACGUCUUCACGCCACAGUAAUGCAUCGACAGCCCCGUCGUCGGCCGACUUUAGUGGAGGCAACUUGUUCCACGAUGACCAUCGAAAUGGACCACCCAAGAGUUCAUCAUCGGAUAUGCAUGGCCGUGGGAAUUCCAACAAAUCCAUCGGAUCCAAAUUCUUAGACCGGGCUGGCCGUACCUUUUCGUUUGGUGGGCAAAAGAAGCAUACCAUCCCCCCACCGCUGGAGGACCCUCUAAUGCCGGACUUGCCGCCGCCUAUGCCUAUCAUGGCUGAACCAGGACGCACUGGAUCUAGAGGUACGACUACAUAUACGCAGGCCCCAACCAUUCCCCGCAAGCCAGCUCCCCGUAAUACCAAUGUUUUAGACCUUGGUAGUGACUUUGGAUCAAUGUUUUCAGGAUCAGGUUUCGAAAAGAGAGCAAGCAUGGCCACGCUUAAGAACGACGACUUGGCUUCUCCCCGGCUCCUCACAGGCAACCCUCAGGGCCACCAGCCGUUUCCGCGCAGCCCAGACGCGGCCACACCAUCCGAGCCGUUGCUCAAUUCAUGGAAUACGCCCAAAUCUAAUGUGAUUGUCGAUGACUACUCAUCGGACAAGAGCGCCUCACCAACCUACGAUAGCCCCCCGCGAGUUCCAGCCCAUUCAUCCCCGCGGUAUCACCCAGAUGAGUCACAGGAUGACGAGGAUGCGCAGCUCCUGCAAGAAACUUACACUGCCAUCCAGCUCCUUUCGGCCGAAGAUGAUGAGUUUGAUGAAAACCCACAACAGGGGCGAUACCGGCGGGAGGAGGAUAGCUUUACGGCGGUUCCACGGGCCAAGACUGCUCCCAUCGCCAACUCUGGAAAGAAUGGAGACGGCAUGCAGGAUGCUAACAGGCCUCGAUUCCCGAAGCCGAACAUUCGAUAUGCCCCCCCUGAUGGUGCACCUCGGAACAAGGUGAUGACCCCAGCUGAAUUCGAAAAAUACCGGGAGGACAAGAUUCGCCAUGAUAGAUCGAACAGCACCGCAAAGGAUGAUGAGGAAGAGGAGAUCAACUACGAGGAUGAAGAAGAUGAGGCUGAAAAGUCUAAGCAGCAGGCAAAGCAGAGACGGAAGCAGGAGGCUCACAUGGCUGUGUACCGACAGCAGAUGAUGAAGGUUACUGGCGAAACCACUCCAACAAAUGGUUUGGGCAUCCCGGUUUCAAUGAGCGCACCACAGCUCGGGCAUGUAAAGACGCCCUCGCUUGACCCAGCGGCAGCGCCUCCGCCCAUGCUGGCACCUGCAACUGCGGUGUCUGGCGCCUCUGAUGAGGGCGAUGAUGAUGAGGAGAUCCCGCUUGCCAUUUUGCAGGCGCAUGGGUUUCCCAACAAGAAUCGACCCCCCACCAGGCUCAGCACAAUGGGAUCAAACCCUAACAUGCGAGCCUCAGCAAUGCUCAUGCCAGGGCGCCCAUCGUCAGCUAUGGGAGAAUCUGCUGCUUCCCGACGCCACUCCACCCUCCCAGCCUUUGCACGAAACUUGCCCCAGGACCCGUUUAUUGGAGCGAGCAUUGCCCAGCCUGCCCUUCGGGAGUCCUUAUCAUUCAAUGAUAUGGGCCUGGGCCCUAAGCCGCCUUCUCCGCUGCCUCCCGGAGGUCUUGUUGGCGUAAUUGCCAGCGAGGAGCGACAGAGAGCCAUGCGACGUGGAAGCCCAAGCGUCGACCCUUCGAGACUAAUGGGCAGUGGCUUCUCUACUCCUGUAGGAGUCGACCCUGCUGCCGGGAUUCCCCCGCACAUGAUGUACCCCCAGGGUCAGAUGGGAGGCAUGGGAGGCAUGGGAGGUGGAAUGCCUGGCAUGAUGCCCCCCAUGAUGCAGCCGCCGAUGAUUAGCGCUGGCGACCAAGCUCAGCUCCAGAUGACGCAGCAAAUGUCGCAGUUUAUGCAGAUGCAGAUGCAAUUCAUGCAAAUGAUGGCUGCGAAUCAAAACGGCGGCGUGCCACAGCAGCAGGCGCCGCAGCUGCAGCCACCUUUCCAGCAGCCCUAUGGCGGGUUGAUGGGCAAUCAAUCUAUGGUUGACAUUUCUUCUCGUGCCUCCAUGAUGGGCGACCAGACUCUGGAACCUCGCCGUGGCGAUUACGGCAGUAUGCGGACGAUGAGCAUGGUUCAGCCCAGCUCAGCGCCGAUGGCUCAUCCUGGAUACGCUGGAUCUAUUCGAUCAUCUAUCCAUGGUUAUACGCCGUCAAUUGCACCGUCAGAAAGAAGCAACAUUGGCCUCCCCAACCGUUACAGACCCGUUUCGCAGGCUGUGGCCCCUGCCGGACUUGGUCAUAUACCUUCGCAGUCUUUCUCAAGUUCCCUGUCCGUGUUGGCUGACAACAAGAACCGGACGUCGAUGAGGAUUGUAAACAAGUCGGCUUCCGAUGACGAUGACGACGACGAAGAGGGCUGGGAGGCGAUGAAGAACAAGAGAGAAAAGAAGAGGUCUCUCUGGAGAAGCAAAAAGAACUUGAGCUCAGUGAUCUGA